AUGCCCCGUCUAAUGACAGCUCGCAAUGCUGUCAUACUGGUUAAUGUCAUACUCCUCACUGCGCUGUUCGUCCAUCUCAAGUCUGAGCUCUGGGACAAGAAUGCCGCUGCAGCUGGAUCGGCCACUCUGACACACCUUCCCGACGAACUCUACGACGAGCAACAGCCGGGCGAGUCAUCGCACGACCCGGAAGAGAAGCCGUUAAAGGCCAAUACCGGUAUCAAAGCGCGUCGGACUGCGGUGGUCGUCGCGAGCCAGAGUUCUGAAAAUGCGACGUGGCUAGAGGAGUACUUCCCAGAGUGGGAGAAGAACAUCUAUCGCGUAGACGACGCGAACGCGCCGCUUACGGUACCCAAGAACAAGGGCAGAGAGAGUAUGGUCUAUCUGACCUACAUUAUCGAUCACUACGCGUCGCUUCCCGACAACGUCCUCUUCAUCCACCCAAACCGCUACCAAUGGCACAACGACGAUCCCGACUACGACGGCCUCCCGAUGCUCCGCCACUUCCAGUUGCCUUACCUUGAGAAAGAAGGCUACGUGAAUAUACGUUGCGCAUGGUCCUUGGGCUGCCCAAGCGAGAUUAAGCCUCUUGCCGAAGAAGGCGAACACAGAGAGGCCGUGCAUGCUGGCGGACAAUAUAAGAAGGCCUUUGAGCAGCUGUUUCCCGGAGACAAGGUGCCAGCUGUCGUGGGCGUGAGCUGCUGUGCGCAAUUCGCCGCGACAAGAGAGAAGAUUAGGGAGAGAACUAAGGAGCAGUACGAGAAGUAUCGCGACUGGAUCAUGGAGACAGAUCUCGGCGAUGCUAUUAGCGGCAGAGUUUUUGAGUACUCAUGGCAUAUCAUCUUCGGUAAGCCUGCCGUACACUGCCCAAGCGCUGAAGACUGCUACUGCAAGGUAUUUGGCAUUUGCAACUUGACAUGUCCAAACCAAGGAAGCUGUGAAGGACGAUAUACUCUGCCACCCUACUCGAGCCUACCAAAGGGAUGGCCCUAUGUGGGUUGGGAGGGCAAAGAACGCCAGCGCGCUGCUUCUGAGCAGUGA
This is a messenger RNA of Alternaria postmessia, 1041 nucleotides long. RefSeq lists its product as uncharacterized. Bases 1 to 1041 code for a protein of 346 amino acids. Lineage: Eukaryota; Fungi; Ascomycota; Dothideomycetes; Pleosporales; Pleosporaceae. The transcript is spliced from 3 exons. The record is from RefSeq and is a predicted model, not a curated record.